Molecule: messenger RNA, 942 nt
Organism: Morus notabilis
Lineage: Eukaryota; Viridiplantae; Streptophyta; Magnoliopsida; Rosales; Moraceae
Product: nudix hydrolase 11
Exons: 5
Coding region: 113-811 (232 amino acids)
Biological process (GO): coenzyme A catabolic process
Molecular function (GO): coenzyme A diphosphatase activity; acetyl-CoA hydrolase activity
Source: RefSeq, a predicted model, not a curated record
CUCAUCAUGUAAUUGUUGAAUCCUAUACCAACAGCCACUGACUUUUCCAAGAGCUCAGGCUUUAAGAGAGAGAGAGAGAGAGAGAGAGUUGUUACAAACACGAAAUCCGGGAAUGGGAACGAGCGGCCUCGAAGUACGAGCUGGGUCAAAGAGGCUGCAGAGCUUGGCCGAGAAUUUCCGUCCUCACAUGCCACAACCAGAAACUGAUUUUACCAAAAGAGCCGCGGUUCUGGCGUGUCUCUUCCGCGGCGACGGCGGCGAUCUGCGCGUCAUUCUCACCAAGCGAUCCUCAACUCUCUCCUCUCACUCAGGGGAAGUUUCCUUGCCUGGUGGGAAAGUGGAGGAAGGCGACGGAGACGACGUCGUUACGGCGUUGCGUGAGGCCAAGGAGGAGAUCGGGUUGGACCCUUCUCAAGUCAAUGUCGUCACUGUUCUCGAACCUUUUGUCACCAAGAUUGGUAUGACAGUAGUUCCUGUAAUUGGAGUACUUUCAGACAAGAAAUCAUUCGUUCCGGCACUGAAUGCCGCAGAAGUGGAGACCAUAUUUGACGCUCCCUUAGAAAUGUUCCUUAAGGACGAGAAUAGAAGAGCAGAAGAGAGAGAAUGGAAGGGAGACAAGUAUUUGCUGCAUUUCUUUGACUAUGAAGCAGACAACAAGAAGUUCGUCAUAUGGGCUUUAACUGCUGGCAUUUUGAUCAAAGUAGCCUCAGUCGUUUAUGAUCGGCCACCGGAAUUUCCUGAGCGGAGGCCGAAAUUCUGGAGCAGAGAUGUCAAUGAACAAACUAGCAUGUCUAAGACCCAAACCUCGUGAUAUAUAGUUCUUUAUAAAUACAUACAUGUAAUAUCUGUUUACAGCCUGCAUUGCUUGAGAUGCCAAAAUGUCCAAUUUUAUAGAUUCCAAGUGUACCUUCUUUUUAUACAAAAUUUGUAGUAUUCAAGACA